Molecule: messenger RNA, 1991 nt
Organism: Dicentrarchus labrax (European seabass)
Lineage: Eukaryota; Metazoa; Chordata; Actinopteri; Moronidae
Gene: rars2
Product: arginyl-tRNA synthetase 2, mitochondrial
Exons: 20
Coding region: 141-1880 (579 amino acids)
Biological process (GO): arginyl-tRNA aminoacylation; mitochondrial translation
Cellular component (GO): mitochondrion; cytoplasm
Molecular function (GO): arginine-tRNA ligase activity; ATP binding
Source: RefSeq, a predicted model, not a curated record
GCGAAGCCUGUGAUUGGACGAGCUGAGAGCUAAGGAAGAAGUACAGUGUCUAUGUCAAUGUGAACAGUUCAUACAGCAUUGGAUUGUGGCUCAUGUUGUGACAGUUUUAUCGUUAUAUUGUGUUGGCACGUUUAGGAAACAUGGCUUGUUUCUUUAGAAGGAUAAUAGCAGAAAAGCUGGGUAGGACGCUGCAGCACUCUGAGGACGCCUUCAUACCAGCUCUGUCAGCAGUGCCCCUUUUUAAGAAACAGCAGACUCCUGACUUCAAGCUGUCAAUCAGCUCCUUACGAAGCAGUGGGAUUUUACCAUCCAGUGCUGACAUUCAGCAGCAGACAGAAGACUUGGCCAGUCAGUUGAAGCAGGACAGUGUGGUGGAAGACAUAUCUGCUGGAUCUGGAGUGAUCAACUUUAAAAUUAAUCGCAAACUUCUUGUCCAGAAAAUGUUGGAGCCAUUUGGAAAGGAGGAGGAUGAGAAAUUUGGGUUAAAUAGUGAACUUUUCAACACUCUUAAGAAGGGAACAACAUUAGUUGAGUACAGCUCUCCAAAUAUUGCCAAAAAAUUCCAUGCUGGACACUUGCGAUCUACAAUUAUAGGUAACUUCAUCGCUAACCUAAAGCAGUCACUCGGAAACAGUGUUAUUCGGAUGAACUACCUUGGAGACUGGGGCAUGCAGUUUGGCUUGCUCGGAGCUGGGUUUGGCCAAUUUGGAUGUCAGGAGAAACUGAAACAGAAUCCCUUACAGCAUUUAUUUGAGGUUUAUGUUCAAGUGAACAAGGAAGCAGAGCACAAUGAGGAUUUAAAGCAGGCGGCCAGAAACUUCUUUAGACAGCUGGAGCAGCAUGAGAGUGAGGCUGUGUCGUUAUGGCAACAGUUCAGAGAGAUCACAGUGGACGAGUAUCAACACAUUUACAAGCGGCUAGGGGUCCACUUUGACAUUUACUCUGGGGAGUCCUUUCACCAAGAUCAAGCCCAGGAGGUGGUGCAGCAGCUGCAGAGCCGAGGCCUGCUGAAAACCUCUGAGAAAGGAACAGGUGUAGUGGAUCUCUCCUCCACUGGAGACAUGAGCAGUGUUUGUACAGUGCUCCGCAGUGACGGCACAACUCUCUACAUCACCAGAGAUCUCGCUGCAGCCAUCGACCGAACAGAAAAAUACUGUUUUGAUGAGAUGAUUUAUGUGACAGAUAAAAGUCAAGCGAAUCACUUCCACCAGUUGUUCCAGAUCCUGCUCGCUAUGGGACAUUCUUGGGCUGACAGGUGUCGACACGUGCCGUUCGGCCUGGUGCGGGGCAUGAAGACCCGGAGUGGUGAGGUGGUGUUUCUGGAGGACGUGCUGGACGAAGCCCGGGACAGGAUGCUACACAACAUGAACCAGGCAAAAACAACAAAGGAAAUGGACGACCCAAAGGACACAGCGGAGAAAGUGGGAAUCAGUGCACUAAUAGUUCAGGACUUUAAAGGUCCGCUGCAGUCCGACUAUACGUUUGACUGGGACAGGAUGCUGCAGGCUCAGGGAGACACAGGUGUCUUCCUUCAGUACACACACGCUCGCCUCUGCAGUUUAAUACGGAAGAAUGAAGGUGUAGAGGCAGCUUUAUUCGACCCAUCCCUUCUACUUGAGCAGACAAGUAUAAAUAUCCUUCAGCACCUCCUUCGUUAUGAUGAGGUGUUGCAUCAGUCGGCCCAGGAUCUGCAACCCAAACACCUUGUCAACUUUUUAUUGAAGCUAUGCCACCUGAUCGCCUCAGCACACAGAGAGCUGCCGGUAAAAGGAAGCUCCCAGGAUGUUGCACAGGCAAGGUUACGACUCUUCAGCGGAGCCUGUUCGGUCCUGGCCAACGGGAUGAGAAUCCUGGGCGUCACACCGGUUGAGAAAAUGUGAAACUUAGUUUGGUAUUACUUAAUCUGCUGUAGAAACGACACUGACGCUGCUACAAUCUGUACUGUAAAUAAAAGGCCUUAUAAUUUCAAAAUAAAAUCAUUAAUUGAAUAA